AUGGGGUCUCAAAAUUUUCUAUGGAACUUGGCUAAGAGGUAUUUCACUGUUGGGCUCGUGACCUUGACCAUUUCAGAUCGGUAUGCGAGUAUGGGCCAUGUUCGGGGUCUUUCUAUGUCACCCACAUUUAAUCCAAGAAGCACUAGUUCUAUGGGAUCUUUUUCUGAUGACUAUGUUCUGGUGGAGAAAUUUUGCCUUGAAAAGUAUAAGUUUUCACAUGGUGAUGUGGUAGUUUCCUGCUCCCCAACUAAUUACAAGGAGAAACACACAAAAAGAAUAAUUGCCCUGCCUGGUGACUGGAUCAAAAUCCCUAAUUCAUAUGAUGCACUGAAGAUUCCAGAGGGGCACUGUUGGGUAGAGGGAGAUAAUUCAGCUUCUAGCAUGGAUUCAAGAUCUUUUGGUCCAAUUCCUUUGGGUUUAAUUCGUGGAAAGGUCACUCGUAUUCUGUGGCCUCCUGGGAGAGUAGGUGUUGUUGAGAGAAGAAUAUCUCAAGACGGGCUCUCUUCCUACUGA
Messenger RNA from Malania oleifera, 513 nucleotides. RefSeq lists its product as uncharacterized. Gene Ontology annotation, biological process: mitochondrial respiratory chain complex assembly. The record is from RefSeq and is a predicted model, not a curated record. The coding region runs from base 1 to 513 and encodes 170 amino acids. Gene Ontology annotation, molecular function: serine-type endopeptidase activity. Lineage: Eukaryota; Viridiplantae; Streptophyta; Magnoliopsida; Santalales; Ximeniaceae. Gene Ontology annotation, cellular component: membrane; mitochondrial inner membrane peptidase complex. The transcript has a single exon.